UACGACAUAUGCAUUACACACAUAAUUGAGAGUUGUGUUGCAAUAGUGACAAGAUCUGCGAAUUUACGCGGUUUUUACAUGAUCACUGCAAGUACACGAGGCAUUAAUUCUGCUAAAGACACAAGAAUGGGUUUAAGUCCAACCACUAAACAAAGAAUAGCUAUUGUCUUAGACGCGAGCAAAUUUGUAUUUCAAUGGGGUUUCAUUCCGGCCGUUCUCUUUUUAGGAUUUCGCAAAGGCGCAGAUCCAGGCAUGCCUGAAUUAACUCUCCUCAAUUUGUUAUGGCAGUAAUAGAAAUUUCUCUUCUUCAUCACACCGAUAUUUGUUUCAUUCCAACGAGAGUUAUGUUUGUACUAUACAUGUACUAUUAGAUAUCUUGACUAAAUUUAUGUAUUCGUUUAGACAAAGAUCAUGUAUAUAAAAUCUUACUCUACAAAAUUAUGAAAUUUAUAUUAUUGUGUGUAAUUUAAAUUGCACCGA
Pseudomyrmex gracilis is the source of this 480-nucleotide messenger RNA. It is a transcript of the gene Tom7, whose product is annotated as mitochondrial import receptor subunit TOM7 homolog. Gene Ontology annotation, cellular component: mitochondrial outer membrane translocase complex. The record is from RefSeq and is a predicted model, not a curated record. The coding region runs from base 79 to 291 and encodes 70 amino acids. The transcript has 3 exons. NCBI's taxonomy places the organism in Eukaryota, Metazoa, Arthropoda, Insecta, Hymenoptera, Formicidae. Gene Ontology annotation, biological process: protein import into mitochondrial matrix.